AUGCCUCACAGUCAUCACUCUCACUCUGGCCAGUUCUGUAGGCAUGCCCUCGGAUCCUUAGAAGAAGUUGUAUUGGAAGCCAUCAAACAACGUUUCGAGGUUUAUGGUUUGACAGAACAUGUACCCCGCUACAGGCUAAAAGAUCUGUAUCCAGAGGAGAGGGAACUAUCCCUUGAUGACCUGACAAAUCAGUUCAUGAGAUUUCUUAACGAAGCUCAUCGACUGAAGGAGGUUUACUCUCCCCAGAUCACCUUAUUAGUUGGACUCGAGACAGAGUACAUUACCGAUGAUGACCUCAAUCAUCUUCGAAAGCUUCUAAAGGAUAACAAGAGGCGCAUCGAUUAUAUCGUUGGAUCCGUCCAUCAUGUCAGCUCUAUCCCCAUCGACUUUGAUCGUGUCACAUAUGAAAAGGCUUUGGCUAACUUUUCGGGUGAAGAGGGCAUUUAUAUUCUCGGAAACGAUCAGAUGGAACGCUUUUUGUCUGCAUACUUCGAUGCACAGCAUCAAUUGAUACGGCAGUUUCAACCAGAGAUCGUUGGCCAUCUCGAUUUGUGCAGACUCUACACCCCUUCCCUCGAUCUCAAGCAGAACAUCGAAGAAGCUACGCGGUACGGUGCACUUUUUGAAAUCAAUGCUGCCGCGUUGAAGAAGGAAGGAUGGGCUUCGCCGUACCCCGGAAAAGAUGUGGUGGCGCUUAUUCAGGAGAAAAAUGGUCGAUUCGCUCUGUCUGAUGAUAGUCACGGACCGCAGACUGUCGGGCAGUAUUAUCUGGAUGUGGCGGACUAUCUGGUUCAUGUAGGAAUUACUGAACUUUGGUGUUUGGGCCAUUCCUCAGAGCCAAAUCACAACGGGAGGUACAUAUCUCCCAGGAGAACUGAAGGUGAUUGGCGGCUUCACGCCUUCUGGACACAUAGGGAAGGUGAAAGGCGCGGAAUCGCUUUUCAAUAA
Molecule: messenger RNA, 948 nt
Organism: Suillus clintonianus
Lineage: Eukaryota; Fungi; Basidiomycota; Agaricomycetes; Boletales; Suillaceae
Product: Polymerase/histidinol phosphatase-like protein
Exons: 4
Coding region: 1-948 (315 amino acids)
Biological process (GO): L-histidine biosynthetic process
Cellular component (GO): cytoplasm
Molecular function (GO): histidinol-phosphatase activity
Source: RefSeq, a predicted model, not a curated record